ACGUAUUAUCAGUAUUGUCCGUUUGCCACUGUGCCGCCUUCGUCUCAGCUGUCUCACACACACCUUACCACCUUUGCUUCAGCCAGAACAGUGGAACAGAAGCGACGACCGGUCAAAAUGUCGGGGCCUGCGGAAGACAAGCGGCAGUCCGCGGAGAUGAUGUUCGACGCCGAGAAAGUGUCAGCCUACUACGAAUCUUUCAUGCACCACAGCCGUGAAGCCAUGAAGGUGUUUCUGGAGCGAUACAAGGAUUCUUUCUUUGCGGUUGAGAACGGUGCCCAGUGUGAGGAUCGCCAGUGGUUGGACGUCGGCUGUGGUCCAGGAAAUUUCACUAAGAACUAUUUGCUCCCGCACGCACCUUCGUCCUUGCGAAGACUGGUGGCGGCCGAUUUCUCACAGGCCAUGCUGGAUCACGCCGCAAAAAACCAUGCACAUCCGAAGAUUGCGUAUCGCCUUCUGGACAUCGCUAACGACAAAGCCGUGGUGGCGUUUGCCGCGCGCGAAGGUCUCUUCGAGCGCGUAUGCUGCUUCCUAACGCUGCAUUGGAUCCGCGACAAGGCGGCCGCCCUCAGGAACAUGGAGCAUCUCACGGCCCCCGGGGGAGAGUGCUUGGUGGUGUUCAACACGAGCGUGUCUCUGCAACAGGUGUUACGUGCCAUGAUUGCGUCCGGCAAGUGGAAAAGGCACGAACACGUUCUCGAAUCUGCUCUGCCGGAGUCGUGGGAGUUUUACGACGUUGACACCAUGGUGUCAAAGCUCGAAGGACUAGUCGCAUCAACAAGCCUGGUGGCCCUGUCGUGUGAAGUUGUGACUCUGCAGGUCGGGAGCCCCGAAAUCGACCUAGAAGUGCGUGCUCUGUGUGCCGCUGUACCGAUAUAUCCGCAUAUGAAAGAGGAAGGCAAGGCCGAAGUGGAAGAGUUUGUCAGAAACUUGGCUCUGCAAGACGGCUGCGUGAACUUCUCGGUUACGGGCAUAAAGCACCAACUUAGGUGCGUCAUUCACGCCCGCAAACCAGUAUUGUCGAGUUAAGAAGAGCCAAUUAGACCUGGCACAAGACUUCUGUGCGGCGUCUGCAACAUCCACGGUUGUCAAUAAGACCAAGAGCUCAAAUAAACUUUCAAGUCUAGAAGAUCAGGCCAAUUGGUGUAGCAUUGUCAUUGUUCUACACCACUCCAAUAGUUUGCCCGAAGGGGUAGUUACUCCGGAUUUAUGAUACGAGUUCAAUAGGAUGUUUGUCACCUACUGACUAUAUGAUGUUAUUGCAACAACAACAACAACAACAACAACAGCAAUUAGAAAUGCUCACUAACGCCAAAGUUAGGCGCCUCUAGUCUUUUCACUUCGCAAUAUUUAUUCACUGGCACAAACAAUAUGUCGCGUGCGCAAUACAAUAUGUAACACCACUAGCGUUUCAUUCUAGUCUGUAAGAUUGCGAAAAAGGUAUCAAUGCGAAAUUUCUCGCGAGCAUAUCGCAGAUGUGUCUUAAAAUUUGUAAUGCACUUAGUUUGUUCUAUCGUCAUUUGGGAAAUAAAUGGCACAGUUUCAACACAACAACAACUAGC
Molecule: messenger RNA, 1562 nt
Organism: Dermacentor andersoni
Lineage: Eukaryota; Metazoa; Arthropoda; Arachnida; Ixodida; Ixodidae
Product: juvenile hormone acid O-methyltransferase-like
Biological process (GO): ubiquinone biosynthetic process
Molecular function (GO): polyprenyldihydroxybenzoate methyltransferase activity
Source: RefSeq, a predicted model, not a curated record